AUGGCCCGCCUAAAGUCCGUCCGCGCGCCCACAACCGCCAGUUUACCCAGCAAUCUCCGCAUCCCCUCCUCCACGCCGUCCUUAGUCAAAGCUUUUGGCAAGCUCACCCGGCAGGCACUGCUGGAUCUUGCGUUUCAAUGGCUCGACGAUCGCAACCUGCAGGCUUUCCCACCAUAUCUCCAAAAAGAUGAAGACCGAAAAGAGGAGGAGGACGAGGGACUAAGUCCCUACCCGGCGGAGCGCACCGUCAACGACGUCCGAAACGCAUACCAGGAACUGCAGCUGCGCAAAGGCGGCAAACGCGAAGUAAUUGAUCGCAUCCUCGAAGGCGACUGGAGGCAUGGCAUUACCCUGCGACAACUAGCCAUGGUCGACCUUCGCUACAUCGACGACCACUCCUCCAGCCUCCGAUGGACCGCACUGGAACUCUCCCGCAUUGAAAGCCAACAACAACAACAGCAACAACAACAAUCAGAUUCCUCCGACCUAUCCGCAUGUCUCCCGCGCGUCCACGCCUCAACCUUCCUCAGCAAGCUCCAGCAACAGAUCGCCCCGCUCGUAAAAGCACACUACUAUCUCUCCCGCUCGACCUCCCUCCCUCUCACCUUCCUCCGCAUCUUCGUCACCAACUCCCCCUACCAACAUCCGCGCCAGGCCGCCGAACUCCUCACCGACUCAUCGCGUGUCAUCUACAUCGCUUUCCCAGAUAGCUGUCCCUACAUAUACACCUCCAUUGCCUCCACCCCGGGCUCCUCAAAAUCCAGCAGCGCAUCCGCAACCCCCCACGCCAUCGCAACCGACCCCCGCAGCCUGCAACGUCUCGUCCGCGACGCCCUCCCCAAGGCCCUCUCUCUCCCCCACCAGCGCUACACCCUCAAACCCACCUCCCUAACAGCAAAGAGUCUCCAAGCGCUCCUCUCCCUCCGCGGCCCCGGCCGCGCCAACCAAUCCACCGGCGCAUUCAGCAUCUUCGCCGACGCCGCCCUCGAAGGAAGUCCCCUGGACCCUCGACCAUCCAGCACCGUCACUCCAGAAGAACACAUGAACCAUCCAUCGCACCACAAGGAGAACCAACACCCAGACGACGCAGACACUUCCACCUCUAAACCACCCAAACGACCCAACACCGACCACGAAGACCCCCGCGUCUUCAAAAAACGAACCCUAACCGUACAAUCCCGCUUCGGUACCUCCGCAUCUCUAUCCUCCGCUCCUCUCGACCGUCUCGAUAUCCGUCUCCUCGAUCCCCCAACCUCCACAUCCACAACAUCAUCAUCAACAACACCGACCCUCUCCCUCACCUUCACCGGCACAGACGUCAUCAGCGGAUUCCGCAAACUAGCCGAAACCGGCAUCAUCAAUGCAGAAAAGAUGCCUUCGUGGAUGACGGGCGAAGAAGCAGUGAGUGUAGCUGCUGUUCGUCGGGGUCGGCGGGUCGUGAAGGAUAGUGGAUGA
Molecule: messenger RNA, 1455 nt
Organism: Aspergillus niger
Lineage: Eukaryota; Fungi; Ascomycota; Eurotiomycetes; Eurotiales; Aspergillaceae
Exons: 1
Coding region: 1-1455 (484 amino acids)
Biological process (GO): chromosome segregation; CENP-A containing chromatin assembly
Source: RefSeq, a predicted model, not a curated record